GGGCAUAUCUAUGGUUAUAUUCUUAUAUUCUAAACUGUCAAAAACCAGAAUAGACAAAAGAGUAGCGUGGCGUCCGAUUUGAGUCCGAUUUACAAAAUCAUAUGUUUAUUUAUGUAGGUUACUCUCUUGCUUAUGGUUUGAUUGGGUGUUGAGGAGAUGUUUGUUGCGUGUUGAUUUGGUUUCAAGUACUGAGGUCGCGGAAUGCCGUUUGUUGUUAAAACAUUUUUAGCAGUGCCUAAUUGAAAGCAUCAACAAAGAUGGCGCCGAUGCGCGGAGAGCGCGGCGGUUCCCCAGCUCGUGGAGCCCGAGCGUCCCUACCUUUACCGCGGAAGCUAAUCAGGCAGAUCGCACGGCAUGUGGCUUCAAGUGGACGCUCGCUGCGACGCCUGGAGGUGUCCGGACGCAUCAUAGAUAACUUCGACGACAUCGACGAUGCCUCGGACGAGUCGGAUAUGGAGGUGCCACAACCCACAGUGGCGUGCGGUGGUAAUGCAGGCAAUUUACCACCAGCGGAACACGACGAUGACCUCACGAGCUUGAGCUGGCUGCAGGACAGGAACUUGCUUAGAGGAAUAAACUUAACCAAAGGGGAUGUAGAAGACACAAAAAUGAUUGGCAGCCAAGUUGUGAUAAAGUCGGAGCCGUCCAAGACGCCUCCGCCAGUGAUCAGGAUGCCGUCCCCCCCUCGUACUCCUUGCAAAGCUCCCCCCUCCCCUCCAGCAAUAGCCGCUCACACUAAACCUCCCUAUUCCUUCUCCUGCCUCAUAUUCAUGGCCAUAGAAGCCGCGCCAGCCAGAGCUCUCCCCGUUAAAGAAAUCUACGCGUGGAUCGUCCGACACUUCCCGUACUUCAAACACGCACCGCAGGGAUGGAAGAACAGCGUACGACACAACCUUUCGCUUAACAAGUGCUUCCAUAAGGUUGCAGCCGCCCCUGGUCUCGGCAAAGGCUCGUUGUGGACAGUCGAUCCACAGCACAGAGCGUCCUUAUUACAGCGCGUCUCGCCGCAGGCGUUCGGGCGACAGCCGAUCCCUCCAGCGCCGCCUGACACGCCGCCCCCCGCCAAGAACGCGCCCGACCCCGUGCUGUUCCCGUAUCUGGCGCGACGGCUCGCCGCUUCCCCGCCGCCCGCGCCCACCGCCGACGAGUACCUUGCCGCCGCGUCCGUGCUCACCAUGAAGUACGGGCCCGCCGUGCUCGACCAGUUGCCGCCGGCGGCACACCUGGUAAUAUCGCGGUGCGUACGCGACGAGCAUUCGUACAGCGGCGGUUGUGAAGAGCGCCGCACCGCCGAGGCACUGCUCAACCUGGCCGGUGUACCCGCACCGCCCCCGCCCCCCGCGCCCAGCUAGCCCCCGGCCCGCCGUUCGCAUUUGCCGCGCUGUGUUUGGAGUUAGACACAGCUACACUAGGAUUGGUUGCGGAUUCUGCUCUCAAGUGAUGGAUACAUCCGAAUACCAUCUUUACAUUAGAACAUACUAAGAAAUUACUGUGGACAGAAUCCACUCCCGCUUACACUCCCAAUUUCAAAAUCCUACCCCUAUAGCAUGACCACUGUUACAUGACACGAUAAAGCGAUUUUCAACUCUACGAAUAUUAUAUUAUAGAAUCACGGUAGCAAUUUUUUUAAAUGUUUUUUUUUAUCUAUAGACUCGGAAGAAAAAUGAUUUAAUUUGUGCGAGCUAUGAAAUAUCGCGUGAGAGAAAUAGAGUUGUCUUGAUUAUCCGUUUCUUAAUUAUUAUUAAAAGAUUUAAACUAUUAAUAGCAUAUGUUAUUAAUUUAAGACGUCAUCUUAGACUAUCUAGCUACUAUAAAUUAAUUGUCUAUUGGGUUCAAAGUUCAAAAAUCAAUUGCAGAAUUUGAAAAUUUUGUGGUAACAUAUUGUUGUCCGUACCUUUUAGAUAAUACUUCUUUUCGUUAGUUCAAUUAUAACUUUAAUGUUUUUUUUAUAAUGUAAAUUUAUAUCUAUAUAUAAUAUCGGAGUAUCGUUUCGUGUUGCGAUGGUCAUUAGAAGCUCCAGGGGCUACCGCCUAUAUUCAUUAUUUUAGCUAUUUACAGAGUUUAUGACGUCAUCAUGAUCUUUUGUACCACUUAUAAAAACUGUAUUGUAUCGGCAUGCACUCCAUAACCUAAAUAUUGGUUCGUAGAGCAUAUCGAAGUACACGGUACAGUUUUAGUAAGAGGAAAGUAUAGCAUUUUUAUUAAAAGUUUCAUAUCCCUAUCUGAUCCCACCAUGUCCAUUUGAAAAAUUAAAGUUGAACUAAAGUGUAUGAUGUCAAGUUACCAUUAAAACGUCUACGUACCUACUUCUGUCAGUAAUCUAUUUUAUAGAAAUCAUGUUUAUUUGCGACAAAGGCGUUACGCGGUUAAGUUUUGUUUGAAGCGUUGUGUGUUUUAAUUUUCAACUUGAAAUGGUGAUUAUUUAAUACUAGUUAAUUUGUAAGGUUGCGGGUUUGAAUACCUAUAUCGUAGUUGUUAUGGCGCCUCUGUGGCACUUUUGCGUUAUUCUGCUCAAACUAUUGCUUUUAAGAGAACUAUGUUAUUCAUAAGUUACCUAAAGGAUGUAAUCAGCAAUCGAAAAUCUAAGGCCAAGCCCUAGAACGCCUCACUUAGCUACAUAUAAGUUCUAAGAACAAAAUUCAAUUCGAAAUUUAUUAAUGAAUAUAAUAAUUAUGUCUAUUGUCGCAACUAUGUAUGUAUGUAUAGACAAAAAAUGUUUACCAGACUCUAGUCCAAUAAAGACAAUCCAUAAACAAUUUCGGUGACUUAUACAAAUGUUUAAUGAAAUAUACUAAUAGAUAUAAUUCGCUUAGUCAAAUCGUUGAUUCACGACCGCGUUAACAAUUCUUAUAACAUCAUCACAAAGCGAUAUUUUUUCUUUGGAUCGGGUCGCGUAGUGUAAAAUAUUGAUUUAAAUUAUUAUCGUAAUAUUUAAUAGUAGCGACUAAAUAGUGAUAGAUGUGAUACUAUAUGGUACGGAAUAUUAUUUAAAAUAAAAUAUUAAUGUAGUUAAAUAGUACUCCCUACAUGCAUUUAGGUUCCCAGUUUACGAAUAGUCAGACUUUCAUAAUAAGAAGAGUUUUCUUGUAAUUUAACUAAGAGUAAUAUAUUUUCAGUGUUGCCAUACUUCUGUCACUGUGAUGUAUACUCGUGUUUUAGAGUCAACUAUUGUAUCAUACAACUAAAUUUAAAGUGAUGGAAAUAUGGUACACUGUAGUUUUAAGUUUCAAAAUCAGAUAUUUCCUUUUGCUUCGCCUCACUUUAUUUAUGAAAACCUUAUCAUUGGUUUGAUAAUAAGCAAUAAUAUAGUGUAUAAAUAAUGGGUAAUGAUUUAUAUACAAACUACCUGCGCAUGAUCUGAUCAUAUACAAAAUGCUAAACAGGGCGAACAAAAUGUAUUUUAAAUAUCUAUUAAACCUUUCUCACAGAAGUGAUAUGCAUAAUUUUAUGAUAUCAAUAUAUUUAGGCAAUAGAUGUUAGUGAUAUAAGUGAACUGUAUUUUGUGUUCAAACAAAGUGAUCUUCUUACAGUCGCCUACAUUUUUUAAUGAUCGAAAAUUUAUUUAUAAUAUUUACAUUGUACUUAUAAUAAUGUUUAUAUAGCAACGCGUGUUUUGCUUAUAAUUUUAUUGUCCUAGAUUCAGACUUUCACACGAUCGCCUGAUACUAGUGAAAGUUCAAAAAACUAAUUUCGUAAGUAAAUAAUUUUUAAUUAAACUUAUUGCGCUAGGUCAUAGAAAGAUACCUCCUUGUUCUGUCAAGUUGUAACAGUUUCUAUUGACAUAAAUACAGAUUUGAACAUCAUAUCCAAAUACAUCAUGUAGUCAGUGUAUUGAUCUAAAAAGAUAAAAAAAAAAAACAAAUUGUAUCUAAUAUACUAAUAAUACUGCAUAAUCAUGUGUAUUGAUAUGGAUACAUUACUCAAAUUCAUCUUAAUAUCGCCCAGAAAUAUUCUCUAUAAUAAACAGCACCGACGAUUUAAAAAUAUAAUAAUUUUGUAAUGUGAAUGUUAAAAUAUGUACAACGGUACGAGGUGGUUCUUAUCUCAAGUGCCUGCUAAAUGCUUCUAUUCUAUCAUUAAAAUUUGUUAGCCAAGUAAGAGAAGGAUCGAACGAAAUAUUAAUUAUUAAGAUGGAGUGUACCGGAACUUUGCUAAACAAGUUUAGUUUUCUGACACCAGUAUAUCCGGGUAUCAGUUAAUGAUCCGGUACUAAGAGGGAGCCUUGGAAUAAUACACCAACUAGUUAUAUGUGAUAAAGUUUGAGUCUUGCCUGACGGUAAUUUUCUUGUAUACCACUUGAAUGUUUCAUAACUUUUAACAAGACACAUUGCCCCAUACGGAACCAUAGAAGUUUAAGAAUAGAGUAGGGAAGGCGGCUCUAAACGUGUCCGUCUAGUAGAAAGAGAAAGAAGAUGAGAGACCGCUAGCUAUCUCUCUCUCUUGUGACGCAUGGCAUCCAAUGGCAUCACAUCGAAAUAGUAAGAUGCUUACGGUUGCUAAUGCACAUGCGCGAUUAGAGAGAGAAAGGUAGCGGUCUCUCAUCUUCUUUCUCUUUCUAUUAGAGGGACACUUCCACUAGUAGAGUCUAUAUCACCCCUACUCUAUUCUUAUACCUCUAUGUACGGAACGCGGAUAAUGCGUUGUCUGUGGUUUAAAACAGACUUCUGUACUCUAAACACAGCUUUUGUGUAAAAAGAGUGAAGGACUAACCAUUGACUAGACUGAUGUGAUGACUGAUUUGUGAUGAAGCAAUAUUAUUUAUUAGUAAAUUAAAUAUAUUUAGUUUCUAAACCCGAAGGCGGAAAUCUAUGUUGGAUGUAUGUACUUAUUUAUGGGAACUUCUAUAGGAAAUUGUUUUAUCUCGGGUGCAUUUCGUCAAACCAAAUAAAAAAAUCUGAGAUACUAUUCACUAUUAUUCUUAAUAUUGUUUACGGGUCUAAAAGAUUCGGUAAAUGAAGACGCGUUGUUCUUUCAGUUUGAUCUUAUGAGAGAUUCGCAGUGGUUUUUAUGAACAGAUAAAAACUCAAUUCUUAGUUAUAACAAAAAAGUAACACCAAUUUGUCUUUCUGUACCUUCCAGUUUUUUAUUUUUAUUUAUUGUAAAUGGAUGAGUCAAGAAUUAAUAGUUAUUGAUCCGGUUCCUUUUUUAGGCAUAAUACAUUAAAAUACGCGUUUUAAAUAUGAGUAAUUUUGUCAUUGUUAAUAAUUUUAUUGUGUAUUUGAUAAUCUUUUUCACGGUACUAAAAGUACGGAGUAGUUGUUAUUGUUUUCUAUUUUUCUCGAUAUCCGAGUGUUUCUGAAGACAAAGGAAAGUUUGAUGUGUGCCAAAUGUUAAAAAGAAACAUAUAAUUACCGUGUAGCAACAGAUUCAAAUACAAGUAAUAUGGAUGUAUUUAUAUGAUAUAAUAAUAAAUAAAAUAUAUUACUUAUGUUAGCUAGAUUAGGUUGUAAGUGAUAUUAUUAAUAAUAAUAAGAAUUGCUAAAUUAUGAAAUACUACAUACAUUUUGCUGUAUUUAGGAGCGUCUUCCAUCUUAUUCGUAUUGUUUUCUCUUAGGUAAAAGUUGGAGAAGGAAAUUUCAUGGAUAUUUUGAAUUUUGCUUAUUCUACGUGUGUUCACGCUAUGCAAAGCAAGUUGUUUAAGCAUUCAGAUUUUUAUUUCUAUCGUCGUCGUUAUAACUUACCAACUUAUACUGUUUAGCAAAACUAUAUUUUAUUUAAGAAUUAUGAAAACGAAUGCUUUCCAUAAUAUUUUUAAAAUGUUCACAUGAAAUUUUCGCCUUCACUGUACACACUAGCCUUUCUUUCGGUGGUAUAAGGAUUGUAGAUGAAAAUUUACAGCAAUAAUUAGUACCUAAUAGUAGUACUUUGCUGGUAGAUGCUAUAUGAUAUAAUUAUGUGUGAUAAUUCGCAAUUUAUUUAUUAAGCGCUGUUUUAAACUUUGUUUUUGUGGACAUAAAAAAAUGUUCGCAUAAACUUAUUCACUACAAUUUAUGCAAAUAUUUUUGUGUGUGCAUACAAAACGCUUUUUAAAAGUUAUUAUGAUAUUAAAAUUGUUGCGGCUCAUUUUUUCUCUGUAGUCGCAGGGAAAAUGUUGUAUCAAUUAAUUUAUUCUUAGGUAAAUAAUACUUGUUAAUUUUAUUUCUUAUCGUGUUUGUUUGUGAAAUGUGUUUCAGACAAAAAAAUGCUUCAUUGUAAACGGAGUAUUUUAUUUUGAAUGUAAUUUACUUUGUUAACUUGAAGGGUGGCAUUUACCACUGCAAAUGAAAUACAUUACAACACUUAUCUACAGUAAUUUAAUGUUUACUAUGAAAAUAAAAAAAAAUGCAUAAAUCAAAAUGUAAAUCCACAAAUUCAUAGUGUCCAGCAUAACAAGAAAUACUUAAUGUAACUUUGCAGUGGUCAAGCCCUAACCCUAGUUAUAAUAAAUAAGUGCGAACUAUGUUUAAGUAAAAAAAAUAUUGUUGUUGUUGAUAUUUUGCUGGCUUUGAAUGACACCACUCUUUAUUGCUAUUGUUAAAAGUUAUUGCCAAAUUUUUAUUUGUCCUAAAAUCUUUUGUCUUUGUACAUAUCCAUUAAAUAAAAUUAUGUACCGAGAAUAAGGU
Molecule: messenger RNA, 6602 nt
Organism: Chilo suppressalis (striped riceborer)
Lineage: Eukaryota; Metazoa; Arthropoda; Insecta; Lepidoptera; Crambidae
Source: the annotation of a GenBank genome assembly